This is a messenger RNA of Aplysia californica (California sea hare), 1226 nucleotides long. RefSeq lists its product as uncharacterized. Lineage: Eukaryota; Metazoa; Mollusca; Gastropoda; Aplysiida; Aplysiidae. The coding region runs from base 688 to 1065 and encodes 125 amino acids. The record is from RefSeq and is a predicted model, not a curated record. The transcript is spliced from 4 exons.
ACUUCUAGUAUGUAGAUACAUGCCCACACAAAUCUUGAUACACAGAUCAAUAAUUUUAUUUACAGCUCUAGUAUACGAGGUUUUUUUUUCUAGCUUUAUAGUCACAAUUUCUUUGCAUAUGGCCAUCAAAUAGCAGCUGCUAUUUGUUAAAAGGGCAUUGACAUUCCAGCAGUUCACAUAUUAUUAUAUCAGUAUUGUCUAUAUAGUCAAUUAGACCGCACUUGCUCUCUGGCGUACAGUAAAUUCCAUGCUGUACUUAACUGCUGGGAAAAGUUUGCCCAACCUGCGGAAUCGCUUCUUGUCCGAGUGAGUAAAAGGCCAGCAGAGUGGUAAAGCGUGUCAGGGAUAUGCUAUUCAUUUCGGCCAACUUGUACUUCGUGGCAGAAAACUUUUGACCGGCUAUUAAGUUGAUUAUGAUUAUACUUGGCUGACUUGAUGACAGUUACUGAUGAUAUGAAAUUAGCUGUAAAGUUGCAAAUUACUGAGUUGGCUUUUCUACCCGUUAUAUUCCAAUAUUCUGCUUCGUAUAGAAAAGGUCAUAGAACCCCUGGUCAAGGACAGCCAAAGGUUUCGAAAUAUGUUUCGGUAGUAGUAUAAAUAUCGGGAUAUAUGGUCAUCGUUCACAACAACUCUUACUCCACCUGACAGCGCCAGACCCCUGCCUUCUGAUUACCCGCCAUCUUCAACAUGCAGACAACUGCUCUAUUCCUCGUCGCUGUUGCCCUGAUUGCAGGUGCAAAUGCGUGUUCCGACGACACCACUCCAAUGGAGCGAUGCCCUGAGGAGUUCGAGAGAAAAGCCAACCUGUUGGUGCCCGAUAUCGAAGCUGGCCGGAAGUCUCCGACUGCCAUUUGCCCUCUUGCCGUUGAGAUGGAGGAAUGCAUGAUGCGAGUUGUGAACAACUUGUGCGAUGAAAUGACCAAGAUGUUCAUGCAGCCAAUGGUGAGAAACCUGAUGCAGGCCGCAAGAGACGAGGCCGGAUGCACGUUUGUGGCUCGACGGGAUACACAGAAACUGGUGGCGCGGUCUCUGGCGUUGUCUAAGCAAAAGGUCGUGACAGUCUGAACAGUACCAUGAUGCGUCCUUGUCAAGUAGUGACUACAAUUACUGCCACCUUUUGGGGGGUAUUUUUGUUUUGAUUGAUUUGUUUUUCUUUUGGGGGCGGGAGGGGAGAAUUGACGUUAAUAAUAUUUUUGAAUGAAAAGAAAUAAAAUGUUAUGAAAAUA